AUACACCUGAUACCCAUGGUAUCAUCAUCGCAUCCAUCAACACCCAGCACCAUGAUGUACAUCAUUGUCAGUGUGUACCUGAUAAGUUUACUUCUUAGACCAGGAUAUGGUGAACAUUUAAAAGCCCGUUUGGUUGAUGGAACAGCUUCAGCAGGUCGGUUAGAAAUACUUUACAACGGAACUUGGGGCACAGUGUGUGAGACAUAUUCUUUUGACAACACAGAAGCUCUGGUUGCCUGUCGGAUGUUAGGGCUAAACAGCACAAGAGCAAGAGCUGUAUCCUCAUACAGAUACGGGGAAGGUUCAGGUCCAAUUUUGUUUAGUAACCUGGACUGUCAAGGACACGAAUCUAGUCUGGAGCAAUGUUGGUACAGAGAUGUCUACAACAACGACUGUAGCCACUGGAACGAUGUCGGCGUCGUCUGCCGCACUAUUUCAGAUCAACAGUUAACAGCCCGUAUAGUUAAUGGAACAUCAUCAGAAGGUCGUCUAGAAAUAUUUUACAACGGAGCUUGGGGCACAGUGUGUGGCAGAGAUUUUGGACGCAGAGAAGCUCUGGUUGCCUGUCGGAUGUUAGGGCUAAACAGCACCAUAGCACUACCUGUAUCCUCAUUAAAAUACGGGGAAGGUUCAGGUCCAAUUUUUCUGAGUGACCUUUAUUGUGAUGGUAACGAAACUAGCCUGGAGCAAUGUUUGCACGGAGGAUUUUACAACAACUACUGUAUCCACUUGUUUGAUGUCGGUGUCGUUUGCGAAACGAAUGGACAGAGGACUGCACGUCUGGUUGGCAAAACAUCCAAGGCGGGACGUCUGGAGAUAAAGUUCAAUAGACAGUGGAUCGGAGUGAGUUACAAACGUUUUACACCGCAGGAGGCGCAGGCUGUCUGCAGGAUGUUAGGAUUCAACAGCUCGAGCUCUGCAGUUGUGCUACCAUACAUUUUCGGAGCAGAUCCAGGUUUUCGAUAUGAAUACUUGAAAUGUAAAGAACCGGCUACCAGCCUUGAAGAGUGCGAGCUUGGAGAUGUAGUGGAAUCGUUUCCGUGGAAGGGAUAUUCCGAAGAGAGUGCGAAUAUCGGUGUCAUGUGUGACGAGAGUAAUGAUAGCGAGCCGAUGAAAGCACGUCUGGUUAACGGGACAUCUGAGGCAGGGAGACUAGAGAUAUUUUCGAAAGGAGAAUGGGGAAUAGUGUGUGGCGAGAGCUUUGGAAAGGAAGAGGCGGAAGUGGCUUGCAACAUGUUAGGAUUCAAAGGUUUUAAAUAUAGCACUGGAGCAAGAGCUGUCCAUGCAGACAUAUACGGGCAAAGUUCAGGUUUUGUUCUUCUCAGAAACGUGAACUGCACGGGAACAGAAAACACUCUGGAACAGUGUACCCAAGCUCGUUUUUCCUUUUCCUGUUUUCCUGUUGGUGUCAUCUGUAAUAUUACUGAACAAGUGACUGUGCGUUUGGUUGGGAAAACAUCUAAAGCUGGACUAUUGGAGAUAUAUUUCAAUGGAAAUUGGAACACAGUCUGUGACGAUGAAAUUGGAAAGGAAGGUGCUGAGGUAGUUUGUAGAAUGUUAGGAUUUAACAAGUAAGUAACCACCAUUUCGUAUCUGCAUACUAAAAUCACAAUCUUUGAAAUCGCAAAAAACAACUAUCAACCAUAUAAGCAGUUUGGCAUUUUUUUCAAAAUUGAUAACGUCACAAGUCGUAAUUGCAAAUAAGGAAAACCCAGCACAUCUAUCAGAAACCUUUCAU
Molecule: messenger RNA, 1738 nt
Organism: Pomacea canaliculata
Lineage: Eukaryota; Metazoa; Mollusca; Gastropoda; Architaenioglossa; Ampullariidae
Product: deleted in malignant brain tumors 1 protein-like
Exons: 10
Coding region: 16-1575 (519 amino acids)
Cellular component (GO): membrane
Source: RefSeq, a predicted model, not a curated record